AUGGAAGCUCCAGCCCCAGAUUGGUCCGGGCUACCGGCGGAUAUAUUAACCACCGUACUCCAGUUGCUCGAGUGCCCGGAUCUCCUCCGAUCCGCCUCCGUCUGCACAGCCUGGCACAAGGCGGUCUCUGUGCUCCGGCGUAUCGGUGUUUGCCCUGCCUCCCAGACACCCUAUUUACUCUAUUGCACUGAGGCCGCUGGCAGGAGCGCUCUUGGCAUGUACAGUCUCUCGGAGCGAAAGGCCUACACCAUGCCCCUGCCUGAACCUCCCAUCAACAACUGGAUUGGCUCAACACAUGGAUGGAUAGUCACCAUGGAUAAAAGGUCUGACCUGACGCUGCUCAAUCCGAUCACUGGUGACAGGAUUGCACUCCCUCCCGCAACGACCAUGGAACACGUCAAACCUAUCCUUAAUGAUGGCGGAGUUCUUGAGAAGUAUGAGGUGUCUUACUACGACGGAGAGCUUCCGAGGGUGGAGGAUACACCCUAUGUAUCUGAUUUGGACGAGUAUGGUGAUUUUUUCUAUACUAAGGCAAUUUUAUCAUCUGAUCCAUCGAAAGGUGAAUGCAUUGUCAUGCUCAUCCACCAGCCAUAUGCUCAGCUCUCGUUUACCAAAGUGGGAGAUGUUCACUGGAAUUGGCUCAAAAUAUGUAAUUUCUAUGCAGAUUGCAUAUCCCAUGAUGGAUGGUUCUAUGCAAUGACUCCUCAAGGUGCAAUUGAUGCGUUUAAUUUAAAUGGACCAUCUGUCAUCCACGAAAGAGUUUUGCCAGAUAUGUUUUUGUUUGGUGAAAGAUCAUACAUUGUUAAGGCCCCAUGGGGAGAUGUCCUCCAGGUUGAUAGGAAGCAGAUUCUGGAUCAUGAACAACCAGGUGGUGAGACGUAUAUCACUAAAAUCGAAGUGUACAAGGUAGAUUUUGUUGAGCAAAAGCGUGUCAAGAUGAAAGGAAUAGGUGACCAUGCGUUGUUUAUCGGCAAAAGUACAACGUCUUGCUUCAGUGUAAAGCAUCAUCCAGACUUGAUGCCAAACCAUGUAUAUUUUACUGAUGAUCAUGAUGACGAACUAGUAACCGGGAAAGAUGAUCUCCGUGACAUAGGAGUGUACAACUUGGAAACUGAUACCACAUGUAAGGUGGUUUAUCCUGAACCCUGGCGGACGUGGUUCCCUCCAAUAUGGUUGACACCCAACCUUGCAAAAAGAGGUACGGUUUCAACUUCUCUCCAGUAUAUAUAUUCUCAAAUGCUACUUGUUGUAUAUUCCAUUUUCAAUAGCAACCAUUCUCUCAUUUCAUUUUUCAGUGCUUACGUACAUAAUAAGAGAAAUGCACUUCGAAUUAUAUGCGUGUCCGCGUAG
This is a messenger RNA of Triticum turgidum subsp. durum (durum wheat), 1350 nucleotides long. Lineage: Eukaryota; Viridiplantae; Streptophyta; Magnoliopsida; Poales; Poaceae. The record is from the annotation of a GenBank genome assembly.